UGAAGCAAGCAAGACGUGAAAUGAGCAUGACAUGGGCUAUUAUUUCUCCGAACAUUGAUACAUCUGUUUAGAACGAAGUAGACAUCCUUUUGUAAAGUUCCUGUUACUGGCUAACGUUGUUCAUGUAAGAAAACAAAACAAGAUCAGGACAGAAAGUUAGAGACCAUGGAUGCUGAGAAAGUGACUGAGGUGGAGAUGAAAGCGCUCACUCCAGAAGAAGUACAAGAUGAUAAGGAUGCAGAGAAAAGCAAACUGGAAGGAACAAAAGAAGCUGAGAACAAAUCUGCAGAAGCAAAAGCAAAUGAAGAAAAACAAGAAGCUCAUGUGUACAGCACAUUGAAGAGUCCAAAUGAAAAUAUUUACACUUUUUCAACACCUAUUUCCACUCCAAAACGGGAUGAAGUCUGUCAAGAAAAAGAACAAGCACAACAAGCAGAAGAAGCAGAAGCUAAUUUGUACUGCAAACUGGGGACUCCAUCAGAAAAUGUGUAUAUGGGUGUGACGACCAAGUGGACUCCAGAACACAAUAAAGAUGUUUAUGCGAAAGUUCACCUGUACAAGAGGAUUUCUGCUGUUUUCUUCAUUCUCUUUUUGCUCUUGCUGGCUGUGACUCUUGCUCUGACCAUAAAGUUAUAUGAAGUUCAGUCCAGCCAGAAGUGUCCACAUCCCUCUCUUAAAGUGGAGAAUAAUUCCUCCUUAAUACAAGUUGUGCAUAGGUGCACUGAGUGUGAGAAGGGCUGGGUGAGUUUUAAGGACACCUGCUACUUCAUAUCUAAGGAUCGUCUAAGUUGGCAAGAGAGCAGGGAGAAGUGUCAGAAACAGGGUGGAGACCUGGUUGUCAUCGACAAUGAACCUCUGCAGAAUUAUCUAACUAAAAAAGUUGCCAUGCUGUACUGGAUUGGGCUCCGUUAUUCAGAAGAUCAACAAUGGAGGUGGAUUAACAAUAGCACACUAACCCAGAGCUAUUGGGCCAAUGAUAAGUCACAGCCAGACACUCAAGGCUUCUGUGCACUGCUAAAGGGACGCAGUCCACUCCUGAACAGCUGGUACACAAACAGCUGUGAGGUGUACUCACAUUACAUCUGCCAGAGGCAUUAAAUAUGGAGAAUGAUCAACCAUAACCAUCACAUACAUCUGCUAUAUUUGCCUUUAAUAUCAUUUCACUCUUUUCAUUUCCUUUUACAAAUGCAGUUCAUAGCAACAAAUACAGACUCAGUACGUGAAACAAUCCCAUUCUGUGAUGCACAAUCAAGUAGACACGCUGUGUAUUUUUCAUGAUUGAGAAAAUGAGACAUGGUAAAUGCAUUCAUUGAAAGUGACUCUGUGCUUAUCUUAAUCAUAAUUUGUAAAUGCUUUUAAUUGCACUACCAGAAAGCUACUUUGCACUUUGAUUCCUAUAAAACCUUAUUUGCACUAAAACGUUUGAAGAGUGUAUUAUAAAACUAGAUAUAUAUGGAUGUAGCUGCCUUUAAAAUAAGUAGUAAGAAGUCAUUGUCUUGAAAGUAAUUCAAUUAAAAAAAACAACUACUGUUUCAUUUUCACUUUGUGAUGCACCCUUUCUAGCCCACACACUUUCUGUGAUGUGAUUUUUCACCAUAAAGUUGUAUUCACUCAAUAAAAUAAUGAAACGCU
Messenger RNA from Neoarius graeffei (lesser salmon catfish), 1632 nucleotides. Its product is annotated as natural killer cells antigen CD94-like. NCBI's taxonomy places the organism in Eukaryota, Metazoa, Chordata, Actinopteri, Siluriformes, Ariidae. Bases 166 to 1098 code for a protein of 310 amino acids. The record is from RefSeq and is a predicted model, not a curated record. The transcript is spliced from 8 exons.